AGCUUGCAUUAUUGGCAAUUUGGAAGAACGACCCAGAGAAGUAAAUAACUAUUUACCUACCUAUCUACCUACUUUUUAACUAGAAUACUUACUGUCUUACCAUCUUACUAUCUUAACUAUCUUGACAAGGCAAGAACGAAGGAACUCACUCAUCACUAUCACCACCAUUACCUAGAUAUUUACUACUUUCCCGCCGCUACUACCAUCAAAAACACAAACCAACGUUGAAGCUUCCCAUCUCGCACCACAGAUUCAGAAGCCAUUCUCCAUUGAAUUCACUCUUUUCAAAGUGUACAAGUUGCAGGUCAUCACCAUCGCUUUAAAUAUACAUCCUCUCUUUCCUUCUCCUCAUUUUGCUCGGCUCUGAACCGCCAUCUCUUUUUAGUUUCUUCCUUCCUCUUUACUUUCUUUCCUAUUUGUCUUGUGCACCUGGGAAGGACGUUGGAGAGUCUGUAAGCUGGUUGUACUUGCUGUCUACCGCGACCAUGGAUCCUGUAAGCAAAGAUUCUUGAGUGUUCCCCACUUCCACCCACCCCUCCCAUGAUUUCAAUGUCCCAUAUCUAUUUCACGUAGCAAGCAUUGCCUGCGCCAAAAUGGCUCCUCGUACUGAUUUCUACUUACGCAAACAGUCUUUCGAUCAAGACAUACAAUCACCCGAGAAUAUGAUUGUCGAUCCUGACGAGUAUGUCGACCCAUCGGAUAACGAGAAGGAUGAGAUUGCCAUCAUAGAUCCGGACGAACCAAGGCCAACGCCUGCUGAUGAUUGUACGAGCAAUCAACCAUGGAAGGUUCAGGAUACUGAGCUAACGUGUGCAAAUAGAUGAAGCUAUGACAGAGCUGGUAUUGCCACCAUUAGAUCAACAGCCUCCGAUAUUAGAGACGGUUCACAAUACUUGGGAGAUUAAAAACUGGCAUGGACUUUCCAAAAGGGAACAUGGCCCUAUUUUUGAGGCUGGAGGAUAUCCAUGGUAACCAUCUGGAAUACACAAUGCAAAUGCGCAAUGAUUGCUGAUCAGGUUAGGCGUAUCCUAAUGUUUCCCUAUGGAAAUAAUACCGAUAACGUGUCCUUCUAUUUGGAGCAUGGAUUUGAAGACGGAAAGCCUCCGGACGAUUUUGUAUGUUGCUUACAGUUCGGCCUGGUUUUAUGGAACAAGAAUGAUCCAACACUCUACACCCAUCAUACCGCACACCAUCGAUUUACCAAGGAUGAAGGGGACUGGGGCUUUACACGAUUCCAUGAAACCCGCAAGCUUUUCCACCAUGUAUGGCCCGGCUCUAGUCCUCCAAGGGUUCUGGUUGAGAAUGGAGAAGCAAAUAUAACGGCGUAUGUAAGAGUAGUCGAAGACGAAACUGGCGUUUUAUGGCAUAAUUUCGCCAACUACGAUUCGAAGAAAGAAACUGGAUUUGUUGGGUUGAAAAAUCAAGGAGCGACCUGUUAUUUAAACUCGCUCAUUCAGUCCCUGUAUUUUACUAAUGCCUUUCGAAAGGUGCGUAUUGUGGACUGGCUAAGACAAAAAAAUAUAUAUUAACACCUAAUAGGCAGUAUAUCAAAUUCCGACACAAGACGAGGACACUACGACAAACAGCGCAUAUACUUUACAACGUCUUUUCUAUCAGUUGCAAUCCUCCUCCACGGCCGUGAGUACCAACGAGCUUACCAAGUCCUUUGGCUGGGAUACGAAACAGAUUUUCGAACAGCAAGAUGUCCAAGAGCUCUCUAGGAAAUUGAUGGAGCGCAUGGAAAUAAAGAUGAAGGGAACUGCCGCUGAAAACGUCCUUCCUAAAUUGUUCUGUGGAAAAGUGCGAACGUACAUCUCCUGCAUUAAUGUCGACUACGAAUCUCGCAGAGUGGAAGACUUUUGGGAUGUCCAGUUGAAUGUUAGCGGCAACAAGAACAUCGAAGAGAGUUUCCAAGAUUAUAUUCAGGUCGAGACCAUGGAUGGCGACAACCAGUAUUUUGCAGGUGAAAAUUUCAAACUCCAAGAUGCGAAGAAAGGCGUCAUUUUCGAAUCGUUUCCCGAAGUUCUGCAUUUGCAGCUCAAAAGAUUCGAGUAUGAUAUUGAGAGAGAUUCCAUGAUGAAGGUUAAUGAUCGUUAUGAGUUUCCAGAAACUUUUGAUGCCGCACCAUAUCUAUCGGAUGAUGCCGACAAAUCGGAAUCUUGGGUGUAUAAGUUGCACGGGGUCCUUGUACACAGCGGAGACCUCAAUGCAGGGCAUUACUAUGCAUUCAUCAAGCCGGAAAAAGAUGGAUGGUUUUACAAAUACGAUGAUGACAAAGUAACCAAGGCCACGAUGCGAGAAGUCUUGGAGGAUAAUUAUGGAGGGGAGAUGCCCCUACUGAACGGACAAGUUUUGGACGCUUCGCAAAAACCUAUCAUACGACAUAACAGCGCAUACAUGCUUGUUUAUAUCCGUGAAGCAAGGCUCGAUGAGGUAUUGUUCCCUGUCACCAAUGCCGAUACACCGGCUCAUCUCCGUAAGUUUCUACAUCCUAUCCUGCUUGAAGCCCAACUAAUAUCGAUCAGAAAGAAAACUCGAAGAGGAGGCUGCUUUCAAAGAAGCACGACGGAAGGAACGUGAAGAACAACACCUGUAUCUUACCGUCAGAGUGAUCACCAGUGACACGUACGCAGCUCAUGGUGGGCAUGAUCUCACUAUGUUCGAUCGGAGUCAUGAGGAGGAUCCCGCGGCUGCUAAAUCCUACAAACUCCUCAAAAAGUGCACGAUUAGAGAGCUUAUCAAUGUGAUUGGUCAGGAUACUGGAGUUGACCCAAGAAGGUUACGAGUCUGGUUCAUGGUCAAUCGCCAAAACAAAACGACAAGACCGGACACGCCUGUUAUGGACUUCAAUCAAACCAUUGAGGAUGCGCAUUUGAAAUUAGCCGGUAGUAAAACACAAGAGUUACGACUGUGGGCCGAAACAGCAGAAACGGUCGACUCCAACGGUGAUGCAGUGUGGCCAACGUAUCAGUUGGCAAAAGAAGGAUCGUCCCCUAACAGAUCCGAUGAAAUUGUCAUAUUUCUUAAAUGGUUCAAUGUUGAUACCCAGUGUCUAGUUGGGUGCGGUCACAUUUAUAUCAGUAAUCAAAAGAGAGUUGAAGAAUUAGCUCCGUUCAUUUUAAGACGCAUGGGAUGGCCCGAGGAUACCAAACUGAAACUAUACGAGGUAAGAUUCGUGGUACUGAACAUUUUAUCAUCUGUUCCUGACAUGGCAAUAGGAGAUAAAACCUGACAUGAUUGAACCCAUGAAAGCGAAACAAUCACUCAAGGCAGCAGAACUCCAGGAUGGCGAUAUCGUUUGCUUCCAAAAAGCUUUGGAAAAGGGUUCUGAAGGCGGAACCGGCCGAGGUGCAAGCCCUGAGUGAGUCUCUUGAUCGAUAUAUAUGAAAUGGCAUAUGAAAGCUAACUGCAGCGGUAGCAGCGAUGUCUCAAAAUCAACCACCUCCAUAAGCUAUUCCUCGGAGACCCCCUCUAACGGCUCGGUUCCACGCUACCAGCCUGUUAAAACAUCUGAUAUCAUAGAAGAUGCCCGACAGUACUACGAUUUCCUGCGUCAUAGAAGGCUCAUUACAUUCCACUGCCAUCCGACUAGAGGCAGCAAAGAAUUUAAUUCCGAAAAUUGCGAGUCAUUCACCCUAGUACUCAGUGCAAAGCAUACUUAUGACCAGGUGGCCGCUAAAGUAGGAGAGAAGCUGGAUGUUGACCCGAAUUAUAUCAGAUUCUGGACCAUCGCUCAAAAUACAGGCAAUCCUAAAACAGCGAUCAGGCGCAUGUCAAACCAAACUUUACUCAACAUGGUCAGCACUAGUUACGCUACGUUUGCUGGUGCUACUAUAAGAGCAGACGCUUUAUAUUUCGAGGUUCUUGAUAUUAGUCUGGCCGAGUUAGAUACCAAGAAAUCAAUGAAGGUUAGCUGGAUCAGCGAAGGUGUCACAAAAGAGGUAAGCGUAUUGAGACAAUUGUUUUCACUUUUUGCAGGUAUUAAUUGAUUGCAGGAACAACUUGACAUACUUGUGCCUAAAACUGGAACUGUGGAUGACAUAGUUUCAUCCGUGAUCAAGAAAGCCCAACUGGAGGAUGAAGAAAAGGGUGGUCCGAUCCGAGUAUACGAAGUCCACAGCAACAAGAUUCACAAAGAGCUUCCUCGUGGUUAUCCAGUCAAGGAUAUCACGGAGUACAUACACAUUAUGCUGGAGCGAAUACCGGAAGAGGAAUUAGCGCAACCUAACGGAACUCAAUAUAUCUAUGCAUUUCACUUUCAGGGCGAGCCGAAUAAAGUGCAUUCCAUUCCAUUCAAAUUCCUCAUCGUUCAAGUAAGCCUUUUCUCUACUUGAUAAGGUGUGUUACAACUGACAACCAUCAGGAUGAAAUAUUUUCCGACACUAAAAAGCGAUUGGAAAAACGGACGGGGAUAAAGGGCAAAAACCUCGAUAAGAUAAAAUUUGCUGUCGUGAAGAGGAGCUCUUACACAAAACCUACAUAUUUAAAUGAUGGUAAGUUGUGACCCAUAAGAGACUUAUAUCACCGUACUAAGCAUCUCACAGACGAUACAUUAUGGGAUAUGCUUCGGGAUGACGAUGAUCAGCUCGGCCUAGAUCACAUUGACAAAAUUCGAAACGCAAGGACUGGCAUGGGAGACUUAUUUUUGAAGUAGAUUUUGGCAUUGCUUAUGAGAGGUUUUCUGCAUGGCGCUAUCGGUUGGUGGGAAAAUAGGCAAUGGUCUUAUGUAGACAAUGGGGCAUGGUAGGAAAGUCAAUUUCUUCUAUGCAACAUAAUCAGUCGCCAAAGAACUUCAUUUUAGCGAUUAGAUGAUCGAGGACGAUGGGAAGACCAUGGUACCUUUGAUGCAAAUAUUCUUCUAGUAUGACGUUAGCUACUUUGUAACCUAAAUAAUGAGCGUCCAGAUGCGUAUUCCACUGAAAUCUUCCAAAUCAGCCU
Messenger RNA from Sclerotinia trifoliorum, 4938 nucleotides. The record is from the annotation of a GenBank genome assembly. NCBI's taxonomy places the organism in Eukaryota, Fungi, Ascomycota, Leotiomycetes, Helotiales, Sclerotiniaceae.